Messenger RNA from Dermacentor silvarum, 967 nucleotides. RefSeq lists its product as uncharacterized. The coding region runs from base 419 to 826 and encodes 135 amino acids. The transcript is spliced from 2 exons. The record is from RefSeq and is a predicted model, not a curated record. Lineage: Eukaryota; Metazoa; Arthropoda; Arachnida; Ixodida; Ixodidae.
GGGCUCUAGCAACAGAGAAGCAAAAGAACCCCCCAGUGUCAUUAAUUGCGUCCAUAUUUUCAUACUUCGAAUCAAGCGAGUAAAUCGGCAGGAAAUAGCGAGAGCUCGAAGGGCUCGGAAAGAACUGCCUUUUUACUCUUUGCUUUUUUCUUUCCUUUGGGCCGGUGGAAGAGAGAGCCUCCUGGUGUUGCCCCUCCCCUUUCCCGCUGCUUCUCGGUAGAUGUGCUUGGCUUUUACAACACGUCACGCUGACGAAACUCCGCCUUCCGCGAAGCCAGCGCAUCUUCUCCCUCUCCGCGACUACAAUUGACGCAGCCCUGGAGCGCCGCUUUAUAGGCGUACUCUGAAUCUCAGUCGGCUCACGAGUCGAGCACUCGAGCAGUCGCACACCGCCACCGAAGCCCUACCUCUGAGCGCAAUGGAGGACAGCACCAAGGUUCCGCUGACGCCCGGCUCGGUCAUCAACGUGCCGCUGGGCGCCACGCUGGAGAUGCAGCUUAAGCUGCCCACCGAAUCUGGCAGCGGCAUCAUGGUGCCCGCCGGCUGCGAGACCGACGAGGGCCAGACGGUGAUGAAAAAGACCACGCAGUCCCGCACUGAGACGCAGCAGUCCAAGCGCGUGGCCACUCACGGCGACCAGACGGUCAGCGAGUCCAGUCAAGCCGUGCGAAAGAUGAUGCAGGACACUCGUUCAAUGGUGCACCAGUCUUCCACCGAGUCCAACGAAUCCCAGAGGAUCGUGAAGAAAACGACUGCGCAGCAGCAAAUGAAGUACUCGAAGCAGACCUUCUCAUCAACCAGCAGCUUUGAGUCCUCUCACAACUGAUCUGGCAAGCCGGGGACGGCGGUUUUUGGCUGUGACGACCUCGUGGACCUCUCUCAUUCACUACUCCGUUGAAAUAAUACACAGAGCCUAUUUACUACGGACGUACCACAUCGCUCAAUAAACAAUUUUUAUGUAAUAGCA